AAUAAACAGCUCCCACUUGAGUCAGCGCAGCGGUAGCGUUGGAACCACUUUCUUAAGCCUCACUUUUAAUGGCCUCGUAAAAAGCGACCGCGGCGAAAGUAGCUGUCGCGAAGUUCAAUAGCACGGUGUAACAGUACCGCGGACUCACUGCACCGCUCACCUGCAGUCUCGGCUCGUACAUGGAGCGAAGAUGUGGACUCUCCUAGUCGUUGUUACAUGUUGUGUCACCACUGUGUUGCCGGCCAAACAUCUGCCCAAAUGGAAGAAGCAGGCGUGUGAGCUGCCGGCGGUGCAGAGCGAGCACAGCCACUACAUCUGUGAUGACAAAGGGGAGCCCAAGUGCCUGCCCGGGUGGCAAGGAGACCUCUGUGAUGUGCCUAUUUGCAAGAAAGGAUGUGAUCCUUUGCAAGGAUACUGCAAGCGGCCGGGCGAGUGUCGCUGCAAGCUAGGCUUCUACGGCGACCGCUGCAACAAGUGCAUCCCGCUGCCCGGCUGUCAGCACGGCUACUGCAACGAGUCCUUCGAGUGCAUCUGCAAGGAGGGAUGGGACGGAUUGUUCUGCUCUGAACCGAUUUGUCGGUCGGACUGUCACGCGACCCGCGGGUUCUGCGAGGCGCCCGGGGAGUGCCGGUGCAAGCUGGGCUGGUCGGGCCCGACCUGCCGCUCCUGCCAGCAGCUGCCGGGCUGCCAACACGGCUACUGCGACAAGCCACUAGAGUGCAAGUGUUUGCCUGGAUACACCGGGCUGCUGUGUCAGACUCCUAUCUGCGCCUCCGGGUGUCACGCCGAGCGCGGCUACUGCCGGCGCCCCGGCGAGUGCCGCUGCAAGGUGGGCUGGACCGGCCCGUUCUGCGGCGAGUGCCACCGCUACCCGGGCUGCGUGCACGGCACCUGCAACAAGCCCUGGGAGUGCCUGUGCGAGCCCGGCUGGGGAGGCAUGCUUUGUGAUGAAGAACUGAACUACUGCGAGAAGAACCCAGACACAUGCCAGAAUGGUGGGAAAUGCAUAUCUCUGGAGUCUGGCGAUGGAUUCUUCAAGUGUUACUGCCAGCCAGGCAUCACGGGCAAGCGCUGUGAGAUCGUGCCCGAAAUCGAAACACCGGCCAAUGCUACAGUGACUGAAGAAACCAGCUCGGAGAACCUGACCGUGGUGGGAGUUGAGACUUCUUCAGAAGUGGGGAGCACAGAGCCCAACAGUGGGGAUAAUGAGACUGAGUGAUUAGUAGGGGAUUAGCAGUCAUAUUGUAGGUUAGGUAGUACAUUAUUUAUUUGGAGACAAUUUAGUGGGUUCUCACACUCGCUAAUUGUAUUUGACGUUGACUGAGAUUGUUCUUCCAAUACAGUAUUUAUUAUUCCUUAACAUGUUUGAAAAAAAAAUGGUGUCCGUAUUGAAGUAAAACUACAGUAACGUAAUAAUGAAUUAUGUUUUAAACAAGUUGCUUGGUUUAAAUGAUGCUUGGACUAUGUUCGUGUUUGGAAAACUAUAGAUAAAUCAUAGGCCUAGCGUGAUUCACAAAUCAGAGAGUAUCUUCUCAGUAGUUCUCUUCAUUACUGAAGGUCGUGUUUAGGCUGGUGCAUGCGUCACUAGACGUAUGACCAUCCUCCAAGCGUCUCUGUCAGAUAGUGUAUUAGGCAUAAUAUUAUGUAUUAGGUUAGUAGGUACCUACAUCAACAGCUGGUGACAGGUGAAAAGUGUGAGUGAGUAAUGAAAAAUGUAUUUUCCUGUCACCACGGGACACUAUUAUUAUUAGCGUAUAUUCUGACUAUAGUAAUACUCAGCACGGUUGACGUGUUUUAGAAUUUUCCAGACACGAACGUACAAUUUACUGUUCUAUUUAUUUCUAGAAAUAAUUAAUCUAGACUGACAACUGCUACGAUUCAAAUGGUAUUUAUGUCCUAGUCGACCGAGAGAAUAGGACACUUCAAGUAUGUGGUUGAAUACCAGUAAUGUAGGCAUUAUCAUUAGAACUUGAGACGGGAUAUUUACCAUGUUUAUUUAUGUCUAUGAGUUUCCGAUAUUUCGGCACUGUUGCACGCGCCAUGAUCACGGAUGAACUUCUAAUGAUAGUGUUAGUGACCAUGUCUGUUUACAGACUUAUAAUGUAGGCAUUAUGACAAAAAGUCCAUAAGUCGAGUUUUCUAUUCUCUCGGUUGACUGUCGGUUAAAUGUCAUUUGGGUCAUAGAACUAGAUACUUAUUAUAGAGGCAUGGAAAUGUGUAUUCAUGUAAUUGGAAAUGUGUGUAUUUAUUAAUUGUGUAUUUGAUGUAUGACUGUUUAAUAGAUUUAAGUUAUUUAUUUUGAAAAUAAAACCAUUAAA
Molecule: messenger RNA, 2318 nt
Organism: Spodoptera frugiperda (fall armyworm)
Lineage: Eukaryota; Metazoa; Arthropoda; Insecta; Lepidoptera; Noctuidae
Product: neurogenic locus protein delta
Exons: 6
Coding region: 191-1219 (342 amino acids)
Biological process (GO): cell communication
Cellular component (GO): membrane
Molecular function (GO): calcium ion binding
Source: RefSeq, a predicted model, not a curated record